UGUGUUGAUUGGCUGUUGAGGGUCAGGUGGGGUCAAGUAUUUGCAAUUAGCAGCAAUGCAGGUAUAAAAGCUCAGGUGAGUGUCUUUUGUUUGAGUGCAGUUUUUUUUUGGCUGAAGAGAAAAGACCAAUAUCAGAUAAUUUAACAGAAUGUCUGGCCGUGGCAAAAAGGUGCAGAAGGCUGCUAGCGGCAAGGCCUCCAGAUCAGCCAAGGCAGGUUUGCAGUUCCCAGUGGGUCGUAUCCACAGGCUUCUGAGGAAGGGAAACUACGCUGUGAGAAUUGGUUCUGGAUCUGCCAUCUACCUGGCCGCCACUCUGGAAUACCUGUGUGCUGAGGUGUUGGAAUUGGCAGGGAACGCUGCCAGGGACAACAAGAAACUCCGGAUCAUGCCAAGGCACAUCCAGCUGGCAGUCAGGAAUGAUGAUGAACUGGCCAAGCUGUUUGAGGGUGUGACCAUCGCUGAUGGAGGAGUCCUGCCCAACAUCCAAUCUGCUCUGCUGCCAAAGAAAACGGUCAAAGGCUCCUCAUCUUCACAAGAACCUACAGCAGUUGAGUCCCAGGAAUUUUAAAAGACUGAACCUGUGUUUUUACACUCACAUAAACCAUUAAAUAUUGGUAACUUAUUACUGUGACUUGAGUUAAUCAAUAACCAGUGUAAAUGCUUAUGUGACUUGUUGGUUAUACAUAGUUUUGCAAAUAAAGAUAUAUAUUUUUUU
This is a messenger RNA of Xenopus laevis (African clawed frog), 715 nucleotides long. It is a transcript of the gene h2ac17.S, whose product is annotated as late histone H2A.L3. NCBI's taxonomy places the organism in Eukaryota, Metazoa, Chordata, Amphibia, Anura, Pipidae. The record is from RefSeq and is a predicted model, not a curated record. The transcript is spliced from 2 exons. The coding region runs from base 149 to 568 and encodes 139 amino acids.